Molecule: messenger RNA, 1215 nt
Organism: Prunus persica (peach)
Lineage: Eukaryota; Viridiplantae; Streptophyta; Magnoliopsida; Rosales; Rosaceae
Exons: 1
Coding region: 4-1191 (395 amino acids)
Source: RefSeq, a predicted model, not a curated record
CAAAUGGCAAUCAACCAAAACAAUUUCCAGCAAACAACACAAGCUGCCAUCUCCAAGUUGGAAGUCCAAUUGGGCCAGAUAGCAACUGAAAUAGCUCAAAGAGAACCUGGGAAAUGGCCAAGUCAAACCGUGAUCAAUCCAAAAAACCAAGAAGCCAAGGCCGUUCAUGUGCUCAGAUCAGGUAAGAUUGUUGAUAACAAAGUUGGUUCUGAUCUAUCAAAUGAUGUUGUGGUUGUAGAGGAUGAAGAUGAAGAGGAAACCACAGCUAUGGAAGGAGAACAACCCAAAACGUGCCAAUCUGCUCCUAAGGCCAAAUCUGAUUCUCAGGAACCCAAUCCAUUUCAAUUGCAUAAAAGAGAUGACAAAUUUGUGCCAUCACAUCUUCAUCAAGAUAGAUACAUCCCACCUCCUCCAUAUAUUCCACCGAUUCCAUUUCCAGGCCGUUUGAAGAAAGCAAAUCAAGAUAAGGCUUUUAAAGAGAUUUAUGAUAUUUUGAGUAAAGUUAAUAUCAAUUUGCCCUUGCUUGAUGUUGUUAAACAGAUUCCUGCAUAUGGAAAGUUCAUCAAGCACUUGAUGACUCACAAGCUCAAUUUUACUCCAAGUGAAGAAGUAAAGCUCAACAAGAAUGUGAGUGCUGUGUUGCAAAGGAAGCUUCCACCAAAACUAGAAGAUCCUGGCAGCUUUAACAUUCCCAUUAACAUCGGAGAUAAGACGGUUGGAAGAGCCAUGUUGGACUUGGGAGCAAGCAUCAAUGUAAUGCCAUAUUCAGUUUAUCAGGCGCUUGGCUUAGAAGGGAUAAAGAAAACCUCAAUUCGUCUUGAACUAGCUGAUCAUUCUAUCAAAUAUCCAAAAGGUAUUGUAGAAGAUAUUUUAGUUCAAGUUAAUACACUCAUUCUUCCGGCUGAUUUUGUAGUGAUGGAUAUGGAGGAUAACCCAUAUGAAGACCGUGUUGAUCCCAUUCUCCUCGGGCGACCAUUCAUGGCCACUGCAGACACAAUCAUCAAAGUGAAAGAUGGCACCCUCUCCAUGACUGUUUUGGGUGAAACUGUUGAAUUUAAAGUGUUUGAUGCUCUGUCUCAACCUUCUAUUACUCUUGAUACUUGUUUUUCAAUUGAUGUUGUGGAUCAUGAGGUUUCUUCUAAAAUUGUGCAGAAAAAGUCUAAUGAUGCUUUGGAAGCGGUCCUAACAUAAGAAGAGGAAGAUCUCUUUGAAUCA